Molecule: messenger RNA, 1789 nt
Organism: Gavia stellata (red-throated loon)
Lineage: Eukaryota; Metazoa; Chordata; Aves; Gaviiformes; Gaviidae
Gene: MGMT
Product: O-6-methylguanine-DNA methyltransferase
Exons: 6
Coding region: 58-654 (198 amino acids)
Biological process (GO): DNA repair
Cellular component (GO): nucleus
Molecular function (GO): methylated-DNA-[protein]-cysteine S-methyltransferase activity
Source: RefSeq, a predicted model, not a curated record
CCUCUCCGCCGCCCUCCCUCCUUCUCCUCGCGGGCAGGUGAAGACCUUUCAUCUACCAUGGCAUCAAGGCUUGUUCCAAAAGUGACUUCCAAAGAGGGAGAAUCUCAGUGCAAGGAGAAACAUGCAGUUCUGCUUAGUCCUGUGGGAAAACUCAAGAUAUCUGGGUGUGAAAGAGGCUUACAUGAAAUAAAACUUCCAAAAAUGAGCGUGCUGCCAAGUGGCAGGGCAGAGUCCUCGGCCGCUUGCGAGGUGUGCGAAGGCGCGGAGGAGAUGACGGAGCCGCUGAAGCAGUGCAUGGCCUGGCUGCACGCCUACUUCUGCGAGCCGGCGAGGACGGCGAGCCUUCCCGUGCCGGCCUUCCACCACCCGCUGCUCCGACGAGAUUCGUUCACCAGACAAGUGUUGUGGACCCUGUUGAGAGACGUGAAGUUUGGAGAGGCCGUUUCCUACAAGCAAUUAGCAGACCUUGCAGGCAACAGCAGAGCAGCGAGAGCGGUGGGAGGAGCAAUGAGGAGCAAUCCUAUCCCGAUUAUAAUACCGUGCCACAGGGUGAUUUGCAGCAGUGGGCAGACCGGCAACUAUGGAGGAGGAAGCCUUAUGAAAGAGUGGCUUUUGUCGCACGAGAAGCUCGAGAAAGAGAAGUUAGCAUAUUGAUGCAGCUCAGCCACGGCUGCUACCGAGCCAAGACAUACAACCGCAGAUACUUGGCUUAUAACAAGCUCUCCGAGCACCCAGCAGAAUUCAGAAAAAUGGUAAAUAUUUGAGUGACAUAUAAAUAUAAUGCAACAUCCGAAGUGAAAUGUGUGGUGGCACCACUGUAUUAAAAAAGCGGGAUGCGUCCUGAGGGAUGCAGCUCGUCUGCCCUUUCUUGUUUUUACAUUUUACAGCAGAAUGACUACAGCGGUCCAGGCCUGUUGUGCGUGGAUUUUGUUCCCAUCUCCCCUCCUGUUUUGUUCUAUUUUUAAUGUCCAUUAAAGCACGGAUAAGGGAGUGGGAGGGACGUGGCAAAUGGGAGGUGCAAGCCUCCCCCUAAGGAAGUGACUGCCUGGCGGGGGGGCAGCCAGCGAGCCCAAGCCUGCGCCUGUGCCCGCUCCUGCCCAGCCUGGCACGCUUGGCCCCGCCAGCCUCCUGCCCAGGACUCCCCUCGCCUCGGUGCUGCCUGAAACGGUGUUUUACGGAAAGAGGCGUUAGGGGGGCACGUUGAGAUGCAUGCAAAAGCAAGCGGCUGUCGAAGUGCUGGAUUCCCGGCUUUUCUUUUCGGAUUGCGAGAGACGGGAGUAAAAAUUUUUGCCUCUGUGAAUGGUGCAGAAAGCAGGUGGCAGAGAAGCCGCUGACAAAUUGUAUGAAGAGUAUCUUUGAAAUAAGCAGUUUGAUUAGCGCAACUUAGGCAAAAUACUGGAAAGCUCAUCACGGUUGUAUCUUUAUCAGCAGCACCUUUCCUUUUAUCGUUUGAUUUUUGUCCUUUAGAUUUUUGCAUUUCUCUGUUAUGCGAAGCUUUAUUUCCCAGAGCCUCUCCGUAGAAAGGAUUCAGGUUUUCAAGAGACAUUAAAGCUAAAUUUUGAGGUGGUUUAAGCAGGGUUCUCUGCAAGUAUGAGCCACCAGAAGCUGAAAUUUUCAGUAUGGGAAUCGUAAAUUCUAACAUGGAAAUACUGAUUUUUUUAUGUGUUUUAUCAUAUUUUCAUAGAUGUCUCUUUAGAAAGGCCAUUGCUAACCAAAAAAUUAUUGCGUUACGGUGCGUUAGUUAAUAUAGUAUUAUUGAUAUCUCAGAAUUACUUCAAUAAAAAAACUG